ACCAAAACGUCAUGUAUCAUUGGCAGAGUCAAAAUGUUAAAGUCUCUGGAGUGGAUGAUAUGGUUUUGCUCCCGAAAGUUACCGAGGAUGCAAUUACCGAAAACCUUCGGAAAAGAUACAUGGACGAUUACAUAUUUACGUGUAUUGGCUCUGUAUUAGUAUCGGUUAAUCCUUUUAAGCAAAUGCCGUAUUUCGGAGAAAAGGAGAUAGAAAUUUACCAAGGAUCGGUACCAUAUGAAAAUCCUCCGCAUGUGUUUGGAUUGGCAGACAAUAUGUACAGAAAUAUGUUAAUUGAUAAGGAAAGCCAGUGCGUUAUUAUUAGUGGAGAAUCCGGUGCUGGUAAAACAGUUACCGCAAAAUAUAUUAUGUCAUACAUCUCGAAGAUCAGUGGUGGCGGUGCAAAGGUGCAAAAAGUGAAAAAUGUCAUUUUGGAAUCUAAUCCUCUGUUAGAAGCUUUUGGCAAUGCGAAAACCGUGCGGAACAAUAACAGUAGCAGAUUUGGAAAAUACGUAGAAAUGCAAUUUGGGGCUGGUGGUCAACCGAAUGGAGGAAAAAUUUCAAAUUUUCUGCUAGAAAAAUCGAGAGUCACUUGUCAUAAUUUUGGCGAAAGAAAUUUUCAUGUAUUUUAUCAACUUGCAACAGGUGCAAACCAGCAAAUGAAGUCUGAAUAUGGAUUGACGAAUCUUGAUUAUUACUAUUAUCUCAAUCAUGGCGGUGAUCAUAGAGUUGACGAUAUCAAUGAUGCCCAAGAUUUUCAAGCAACUCUAAAAGGAUUGAGUAUAAUGGGAAUAAGUGAUUUGGAAGUAAAUGAUAUUUUCAGACUGGUUGCCGGAGUACUUCACAUAGGAAAUAUUCAAUUUGUUGAAAACGGAAAUUAUUCACAAAUAGCCGAUAAACAGUAUCUUGAUUUUCCAGCCUACUUGCUUGAGAUUUCGGCAGAUCAAUUAGCUCAUAAGUUAAUAUCACGUGAGUUUGAAUCAAAAUGGGGCAGCCAGUCUGAAAGCGUUGAUGUUACAUUGAACGUAGAGCAAGCUCUCUACACUCGAGAUGCACUGGCAAAAGAUAUUUAUGCUAGACUCUUCGACUACUUGGUUAAAAAAGUUAAUUCAGCUAUGGAAACUAAUGCAGAGGGUCUUGAAAUUGGAAUUUUGGACAUUUAUGGAUUUGAAAUCUUCGACAAGAAUGGUUUUGAACAAUUUUGUAUAAACUUUGUAAACGAGAAAUUGCAACAAAUCUUCAUAGAGCUCACCUUAAAAGCUGAACAAAUUUAUUAUGUGAUUUCAACAUCUCAUUUUCAACAAUAUGCAAAAUACCAACACUCAUAUUAUAUCUUAAAUAGUGUCAUGUCUAAGUGA
Eufriesea mexicana is the source of this 1355-nucleotide messenger RNA. Its product is annotated as unconventional myosin-Ie. The record is from RefSeq and is a predicted model, not a curated record. NCBI's taxonomy places the organism in Eukaryota, Metazoa, Arthropoda, Insecta, Hymenoptera, Apidae. The transcript is spliced from 11 exons. Gene Ontology annotation, molecular function: ATP binding; microfilament motor activity; actin filament binding. Gene Ontology annotation, cellular component: microvillus; plasma membrane; actin cytoskeleton. Bases 12 to 1355 code for a protein of 447 amino acids. Gene Ontology annotation, biological process: actin filament organization; endocytosis.